GUUCCGUCGCGGCGCAAUUACUAGUCGCGGCAUGCUGUGAACAAAGUCAGUCAGCUCGCCUUUUUGUUGCCUUUGAGUUCGUCAUGAAUCGCACGUCUCGCUCAUUACCAAUGUACUACCCGCUAGCGUUUUUGUGGCUGGGCCUUCUACUAGUUUCCGCCAGUCUCGUUUGUGCUCAAACCCACGGUCCAGCCGAUAAUAAUUCGUCCAGACGUUCCGUGAAUUCCCUCGAAAGUUAUCCCGCCGUCGAGGCCUUUUUAGGCGACUGCAUGCAAAACUACGGACCCAAGGCAGUGGACCUUGUCAAGGAUCAGUGGUCGAAGACGGGAGUCUGUUUGGAGAGGAUUUUCUUCGGCGACCAACCGGCGUUGAACGAGGGACUGCUGAUCCGCAUGCUAGCAGCGAGCACGAGUCCGAGUCCGACGACGACGAGCCUGAAUGAUGCCCCCAUUACGAUCCUCUGCCAUAAUCACAUACCGGACAUUGAGAAAUGUAUUCGCUCCUUCAUUGUGGCACUCAAAGGCUGCACUGCCGUCAAAGGUGAUGAGGAUUUACAGUCGCUGGGAAACGCGUUGUCAGGCGCGCUGAAAUACGCCUGCCAACGCGACGGAGAUGGCAUCGUUAGGUUUGUCCAAGACGGCGGGACAGAGUGCCUGAAGGAACCAUACGACAGGAGCAUACUUGACUGCUUCCAGUUACGCGAUUCGCUCCUUCCACAGCUGCAGCAGGGAAAUGCUUCCAUUUUCGACGGGGCGAAUUGCAGGAUUCACCAGCAGAGUGACGACUGCGUCGUCCGCAUGUUCCAGCAGUGCACCACUCCGUCCAGCAGCGUCAAACAUCUCGUUGGCGGAUUACUUGGCGCUUUUAUGAACGAAACCAAAUGCCGCAAUAACAACAUCCAACAAGCUUUUAACGACGGCCGCUCUGGAGACACUCAUUCGAUUGUCCUCCUCUUGUGCAUGGCGCUACUACUACACUCAUUGGCGUGCCGGAUUGCCCAGGCAACAUUUUAACGCUCAUUUUCCAUUAUGUAAUACGUUGUCAAUCCAGGAAUUUUCAUUUUGUGCUAAAUAUACAAGCGUCAAUGUUACCA
This is a messenger RNA of Daphnia pulicaria, 1093 nucleotides long. RefSeq lists its product as uncharacterized. The record is from RefSeq and is a predicted model, not a curated record. Bases 84 to 1013 code for a protein of 309 amino acids. Lineage: Eukaryota; Metazoa; Arthropoda; Branchiopoda; Diplostraca; Daphniidae. The transcript is spliced from 6 exons.